This is a messenger RNA of Phyllotreta striolata, 3519 nucleotides long. The record is from the annotation of a GenBank genome assembly. NCBI's taxonomy places the organism in Eukaryota, Metazoa, Arthropoda, Insecta, Coleoptera, Chrysomelidae.
AUUUUUACACAUUCGCAUCGGGCCAAUUUACGACGCCGAGGUUUUAUUAGUGUCGCACGUCGAAAACAUCGUCGAAUCAAAUCGAUUUUCCACGAUUCGACGAUAGAAAACGCGCGGCGGUGCUAAAAGAUGGCCGAGAGUCCGAAGAAACAGCGAAAGAGCAAUUUUUCCCAGGAGGAAAUCGAGACUAUCGUGCGAGCGGUGCGCGAGAAUUACGACACCCUGUACGGCACGUACGCCAAAAAGGCCGUUAACAAGAGCGCCAGGCACAAGGUCUGGUCGGAGGUGACCAAGGAAGUCAACCAGGUCUCCUACGAGAAGAGGACCUUGCAGGAGGUGAAAAACAAAUGGAAGAAAUGCCAGCACUUGUACCGUAUGGACGAUGCCUUCAACGAUAACAGCAUUCCAGAUUCUCAGAACGUUUGGGAACCCCUGACAGAACUCGAUGAUGAUGAAGAUUCUAUGCCGCUAGAGCAACGUCUUAGGGCCGCACCUCCUGACCAAUCGGAACCUGCAGAACAGGUGCUACAAAGCCAACCGCUGUCUCCUACCAAAUUAAAAGUCACCCGACAGGCGAAGCCUCCUCAACUAUCACCUCUAUCUCCCUCAUUGUCCACCCAAACCGAAGAAAUUUGCCUCAAAUGGAACAGCCAUCAUUCGAAUAUGCAAAACACGUUUCCCAACUUGCUGCUCCGCGAGCAAUACGUCGACGCCACCCUAGUAGCCGAAGGACAGACAUUAAAAUGCCAUAAAAUCAUUUUAUCUUCGUGCAGUCCAUAUUUCGAAGAAGUAUUGGCCGGCAUCAGCCCUUAUCAACACCCGGUGCUCUUCAUGAAGGACGUGUCCUUUUGGGCUUUGAAAGCCCUGUGCGAUUUCAUGUACGCCGGAGAAGUGAACAUUCUACAGACCAAGCUGGAAGAUCUGCUGGCCGUUGCUGAAAAUUUAAAAAUAAAAGGUUUGGCUUGUCACACGCAGAUGAACAACUCGGACGUUAAAAUGGAGGUGCAGAGAGUGAUCAAAGAAGAAAUGCAGGAUGAAGGGAAAUCUCACGAACGGGAGUUGAGAAGGAAGGAUGACAGAGAGUCGAAUAGAAGGGCCGACAAGGACGCGAAGAAGGAAUUGAGAAAGAAAGAGGAGAGGGAGAUAAAGAAAAAGGAGGAGAAGGAUUUGAGGUUCGCCGAGUUGAGGACCUUAAGGCGAAGAGAGGAAUCUAAAAGGAAAGAGGAGAAAGACGCGAAGGAUAAGAGAAGAUCGUUGCUGUCGUCGGAAAUGCCCGUUUUGAAAAACGCCAGAUCGACAAAGGUGGCUGCUCAAUCGGAAAUGCCUAAUUUAAAAUCGGCGAGGCCACUAAAAACUUACACGAAGAGAGCGGAGAGGAGAGCGAUGGAAAGAGAAAAAUUAGACAAGUCUAAUCAAUCUAAGGAAUUCCUCUCGCCGUUGUUAGAUCUUCUAGAACCUGUAUACGAAGAAAUCGAAAAUGAUGUAAAACCCAUUAAGUCACUCCUAACUAAAGACACCAAGAAUGUGCACGUUCGUCAGAGAAGAAUGAAAAAAAGAAAGUUGAUAGAAGAAAAAGAAGAGUCUCCUCCUCCGGUUUUCAUGCGCAGAGGCACCCGGUCUCGUCCGAACAGGAAAAUUCCGAAGCUCUUUCAUCCGCCCGACGAGCAAUCGACCAUCGUCAGAGAACCGCACACCGAUCCGCUGAUGAACCUGCAAUGCAUCAAAUCGGAGCCACUCUACGACGAUUCCAUCGACAUCGAAGACAACUUAGUGGGUUUCAGCGAGUCCUCGAUGUCCAUAGAUCACCUCAUAGGAGGCUACGAUCAGUCCCCGUUCACCGGGUUAUCCCCGCCGGCGUCCAAUAGAUGUUUGGACAACGAGCUGCAGCCUAUUAUAUUAGACGUACAAAGCAUCGCUAACAAACCGGACGAUUCCUCGAUCAGUGGUUUAAGAGACUCGAAGCUGUCCGAUCCCUUGGAGGAUCCGCUGAUUCUGAAUAACUGCAACGUCGAGGACGCCGAUUUGGGUUUUCGCAUAAGCGAAGUGGUGACGGAGAAAGACGAGAAUUUAGGGUUUCAGAUAACCAGCGUGGUGAGCGAACAGGAUAGCAAUGCUCAUUUCGUGGAUAUCGAAGAAGCCAAAGGAAAUAGUUCACAUCUUGAAAACGAUGAUAGUCCGGUUACACCUACUUUUUAUAUGGACGUAACGAGGCAAUCGAAUGAUUUCGAUAUGCAACCCACUAUUCUCAUCGAAAGAUCAGUACUAGAAAAUUCCGGUGCAUUGCAAACUAAUAGCGCAAUUGAAGAGAAGCCUAUAGAAGAAAAUAUCGACUCGGCUGUGAAUCCAGACGAAGCAAGUCCUGAUAACAAUUUAGAAAGUGCAGAUAAAAUUUUAUCUGUAGCAAUAGAAGAAAAUGAUGUAAAUUUGGAACCGAACAUUUCAAAUGAACCUCCAGAGGUCAAUUGCAUAUCAAACAAUACGAAUAUAAACGAAGCAAAUGUUGAUGACAUCGAAGAAACUAAUUCCAACGUUGUUUGUACAAAUGUAAAUAAUAUACCUGAUAAUGAAGAACAUUCUUCAAACGCAAUCGAGGGAGAAAUUGUACCUGGAACAAACGCGGUACAAGAAGAUACCGCGGACGUUCUUCGCGAUGUAACUGAUAUUACAGCAAAUACGCCCGGUGAAAAUUCAAACGAUUCGCCAGAGAAUCGCGCAGAGGAAGCGAGCAGCUCGGAUCAACCGGGUUUCCAUAUUGCUCAGGUCGUUAGCGAUCAAAUCGCCGAAAUCGGCAGCAACCGAUCAUCGGAUGAAUAUCAAAAUGAUUCCGAAUCUUGCCAGAAGAACUACAAUGAAUUGGAGUCCAUUGUGAACGAUUUAUCGAUGAUAGUCAACGAUUCGUGCAGCGGCUUGGAUGAUGCGAAUUUAACGACGGAUUCGCUCGAGCAUCUUCUGAAUAAGUAAUGAGUAUUUUUUUAGAAACCUUGAAUUGGAGGCGACAAAUGAUUCCAAAGUACACUGGCUGCGCUCCUUUACUAACAGAAAUGUAGAUAUCUGGAUAGAUGUGUAAAUUCUCCAUCUUCUACAACUCAACCAGAUAUUCCUUUGUGCCAAAAGUUUGGAACUAUUUGAAUCACUAAAGCAGCACGGGAUUUUUUAUACAUCACUCGGAUUAUUAAGACUGACAUUUGCAUCUCCAAUUAAGGGUUUGUAAAACGGUCUUGAAUUUAUUCUAUUUAUUUACAAAUAGUUAUUAGGGCUUAGACGUCUGUACUAAUUAAGAUACUUUAUUUUUUAUUGGUGCCUGUAAAUAUUUUGUUAUUUUUUUGGUAUGUAACUAUUCAGCCUAGUAUUGUUUUUUAUUUAUACAAUAAAGGUAUUAGUCGAAAACCGUUAUCGACCAAUUAGACUAACUUAAAUCAGACAUACGAGGUUAAUUGGAUCAUAUAAACAGUUUGAUUUAACAUCGAAUAUUUUAUUGUACCAUCUUUAACAAAUGUUUGUAGCAACGCGGCAGUUUUU